Lachancea sp. 'fantastica' is the source of this 897-nucleotide messenger RNA. The record is from the annotation of a GenBank genome assembly. Lineage: Eukaryota; Fungi; Ascomycota; Saccharomycetes; Saccharomycetales; Saccharomycetaceae.
AUGUCCGAAAAACCCAAGAAAACAUCCCAUCUUAUAGGUGGGUUUGUAGGUGGGUUGACUUCUGCCGUUAUUCUACAGCCUUUUGACCUGCUGAAAACCAGACUGCAACAAAACAAGAAUACAUCACUGUCCAAUGCGAUAAAGGUGAUUGGCUCUCCUUCUCAGCUGUGGAAAGGAACAGUGCCGUCGGCUCUUCGAACGUCAGUGGGAAGUGCCCUAUUUCUUUCGACUUUGAAUGUGGUUAGGUCCACGAUUGCGGAGAGAAAAGUAUUUGGGGCUAACAAGCAGAAUGCAGAUAGCAGCUUCUUGCCUCAAUUGACCAUGUAUGAGAACCUGAUUUCUGGCGGUGUGACCAGAGCCGUGGUAGGAGUAGCAACAAUGCCCAUCACGAUAUUGAAGGUGAGAUUCGAGUCUACAAUGUACAACUAUCGAAGUAUGAGUGAGGCUGCAAGACAUAUAUACUACUCGGAAGGUAUUCGUGGGUUUUUCAGCGGAUGCAAUGCUACUAUUCUGAGGGACGCACCUUAUGCUGGACUCUACGUUCUUUUUUACGAGCAGUUCAAACUGCAGUUACCACGUUUUCUGCCCUCCCAAAUGCUCAAGAAAGAUGAGAACGGCAUGUAUUCCACUAAGACCUCGACCGUUGUGAAUUGUCUCGCCGCUUUUGGUUCAGCAAGUCUGGCAACUACUGUGACCGCACCAUUCGACACCAUUAAGACAAGAAUGCAGCUCAAUCCAUCCCAUUACUCUGGUUUUCUGCGAACAUUUACUUCCAUUGUCCUACAUGAACGACCUAAGACUUUGUUUGAUGGCUUAAGCCUCAGACUCGCCCGGAAAGCUCUCAGCGCCGGAAUCGCAUGGGGCAUUUACGAGGAGUUGAUCAAAAAGUUCUCGUAA